Messenger RNA from Saccoglossus kowalevskii, 864 nucleotides. RefSeq names its product methylglutaconyl-CoA hydratase, mitochondrial-like. The record is from RefSeq and is a predicted model, not a curated record. Gene Ontology annotation, molecular function: catalytic activity. Gene Ontology annotation, biological process: fatty acid beta-oxidation. Gene Ontology annotation, cellular component: mitochondrion. NCBI's taxonomy places the organism in Eukaryota, Metazoa, Hemichordata, Enteropneusta, Harrimaniidae.
AUGUACGGUUUACGAACUUUGCUCCUUCCUGUGCGCAAACUAUGUAGUAAUUUGAGCAAAGCAACAGAACUUGUGGGAAUUCAGCAUUUGGAAGGGAAACACGCCGGCAUUGCGGUCAUCAGUAUGUCUCGCCGGAAACACAAAAAUGCCAUUAACGAUGAAUUUGUUAACCUGCUCCAGGAAGUGCUUGAUUCGGUUAAAUUCAAUGAAAAGUUACGUGCGUUGAUUUUAAAAAGCAACGUACCUGGAACGUUCUGCGCAGGCGCAGACCUCAAAUACCGAGCAACUUUGCCCGCCGAAGAAAUCGCUUCUGCAAGUCAAAAAAUAAAACGCGUGUCCACCGAGUUAAAAACAUUUCCUGUGCCAGUUAUUGCAGCCAUUGACGGGCUCGCACUUGGAGGUGGAUUGGAACUUGCACUCGGCUGCGAUAUGAGAGUGGCUGCAAAAGACGUUUCCCUGGGGCAACCAGAAACCACGCUGGCACUCAUACCUGGGGCAGGUGGCACCCAGAACUUGCCGCGACUGAUUGGCGAGGCAAAGGCGAAAGAAAUGAUAUUCUGUGACCGCAGAUUGUCUGGAGAAGAAGCAGAAAAGAUCGGAUUAGUGAACUAUGCCGUAGAUCAAAAUGACAGUGGUGAUGCAGCAUAUCAGAAAUCACUCAGGAUUGCAGAGCAAAUUCUUUCAAAGGCACCGUUGGCUGUAAAGAUGGCAAAAAAAGCCAUUAAUAAUGGACUGAAUGUUGACCUAAAUACUGGUCUUGUAAUUGAAACUGCAUGCUAUGCACAAAUAAUACCUACUGAAGACCGCCUUGAAGGCUUACGGGCAUUUAUUGAAAAGAGGACUCCUGAAUAUAAAGGAAAAUGA